AAGGUACAACUUAAAACAGCUGAGCUACAAAGCAUUUCUGUUGACAGUGCGCUCCUUCUUGGUCGUUUGCAAACCCUCUCCGGUUUUUUACUGGGAAUUCAUCCUCUAGUGUAAACAUGGCUACUGAAAAGUGUUUCGCCAAAGGAAGUACUGCACCCGCUCCAGUGCCCAAAGGCCACAUCAGACUUUACAGCAUGAGGUUCUGCCCCUUCGCCCAGAGGACCCGAUUGGUGCUGAAUGCCAAAGGAAUCAAGCAUGACACCAUCAACAUUAACCUGAAAGACAAACCUGACUGGUUCCUUGAGAAGAAUCCACUUGGUCUUGUCCCAACACUGGAGACACCUGCUGGUGAGGUAGUGUAUGAGUCUCCCAUCACAUGUGAAUAUCUGGAUGAAGUUUACCCUGAGAAGAAGCUGCUUCCUUCCAGCCCGUUUGGUAAAGCUCAACAAAAGAUGAUGCUGGAGCAUUUUUCCAAGAUAACGCCGUACUUCUACAAGAUCCCAAUGGGCAGGAAGAAUGGCGAGGAUGUUUCAGGACUGGAAGCUGAACUGAAAGAGAAGUUUACCAAAUUAAAUGAGGACCUGGUUAAUAAGAAGACCAAGUUCUUUGGUGGUGACUCUAUCACGAUGAUCGACUACAUGAUGUGGCCAUGGUUCGAGAGACUGGAGAUCUUCGAACUGAAGCACAUCCUAGAUCACACGCCUGAGCUGAAGAAGUGGUCAGAGAGCAUGUUAGUGGAUCCUGCUGUCAAAGCCACCAUGCACAGCAUGGACACCUACAAGGCCUUCUACAAGAGUUACGUCGAUGGGAAACCCAACUAUGACUACGGCCUGUAGAGAGCAGUGACCAAAACCUUUAGCCGUCCAAUGUUUGUUUAUAUUCAUGUUCUUGGUCAUUAUUAUUCUGGAGUUAAGUCCAUUUUCCAAACUUUGAUGUAAUAGGAAAUUUUACUUUAGCAAGUACCAUGAUGAGUUAAGAUUAACAGAUUAACAGUCAACCUGUUUUAUUGGCCAUUUAGCACUUAUUAUAGUAUUGAGGGGAAAAUAUGAGAUCGACAUUAUGGGAAUGAGGUACAGUAACAGUAUUUGUCGUAUAUGUGUAAGGUGUUUUCAACGAUCUGCACUUUUUCUAAUAAAAACUGUAGUUGAAAUUA
Molecule: messenger RNA, 1153 nt
Organism: Thunnus maccoyii (southern bluefin tuna)
Lineage: Eukaryota; Metazoa; Chordata; Actinopteri; Scombriformes; Scombridae
Product: glutathione S-transferase omega-1-like
Exons: 6
Coding region: 117-836 (239 amino acids)
Biological process (GO): glutathione metabolic process
Cellular component (GO): cytoplasm
Molecular function (GO): glutathione transferase activity; glutathione dehydrogenase (ascorbate) activity
Source: RefSeq, a predicted model, not a curated record